AUGGCCGCCCUCCGGACCGUUGCCGAGCGACCUGCCAGCUCUGUCGCGGCUCAGCACCGGCUUCAGCUCCAAGAGGAAGAAAGGAUAGCCAUUGCACAGUCGAAAAAACUAAGCAGAGAGUCCAAGACCGUACAGUCGCAAGCACCUGAUCCACCACCACAAGACUUGCCCCAUCGAAGAAGACAACGCCGGAAGGCGGUAGUAGAAGGACAAGCGCCAGCGCCAGCAACCUCGCCCGAGGAAUCUCUGCCACUCGAUGCCUCCUCUCAACUGACCACUGCCGCCACUUCUCUCCCCCCAUCGGCCACGUUUCGAAGAAAAGCUGCCACAUAUUUGUCCCUCACAAAGCCGCGCUUGUCCUUCUUGAUCCUACUCACCACCACUUCUGCAUAUUCAUUAUAUCCCAUACCAGACAUUCUCUCAACCACCGCUUCGUCCGUAGACACCUCAUUUUCAACGUCCACCAUGACUCUUCUCUUCCUCACCACUGGCACCUUCCUGUCGUGUGCCUGUGCAAACACUUUUAACAUGCUUUUCGAGCCCAAAUACGAUGCCUUGAUGACGCGCACACGGAACCGACCUCUUGUUCGAAAGUUGAUUUCGCCUCGAGCUGCCGCCGCAUUUGCCAUCCUCUGUGGAGCUUCCGGCUUACUUUUACUGGAUAUUGGAACCAAUCCUACUGUGGCUGGCCUAUCCGCCCUCAAUAUAUUCCUUUACGCCGGUGUAUAUACACCCAUGAAGCGACUCUCAGCAGCCAAUACCUGGGUCGGCGCUAUGGUGGGUGGAAUACCUCCUCUAAUGGGAUGGUGUGCUGCAGCUGGCCAAGCUGCCACCUCGGAGCAUCAUUCCUGGCAAGAUUUACUCUUUUCAGAAAAUGCCCUUGGUGGUUGGGCGUUGGCCGCCUUGCUGUUUGCCUGGCAAUUCCCACAUUUCACGUCUCUAUCACACACAAUUCGCGAGGACUAUCGCAAUGCUGGCCAUAAAAUGUUGGCAUGGACCAAUCCUGCACGGAAUGCUCGUGUCGGUCUUCGCUAUUCCGUUGCCAUGUUCCCCAUUUGUGGCUUUAUAUACUGGUCAGGCUAUGUCAAUCCCGGUUUCCUUGUCAUUAGUACCGCUUGUAAUCUGUGGAUGACUAGGGAGGCCAUUCGCUUCUGGAGGAAACAAGGUGCCGGUGGUAGUGCAAGGGGCCUGUUCUGGGCCAGUGUUUGGCAGCUCCCACUUGUUUUGGUUGGUGCCUUGGUGUGUAAGAAGGGCAUCUGGGAUGGUUUCUUGGGCUCAAAGGAACCUCUCAGCGUGUAUGACCAAAAUCAAUCCGAAAACGAUGGAGAUGAUUUGGGUAUGGGAACAACCACCUUGCAUACGAAACAGAGUCCUCCAGGCGACAUUAAUUUGGCAAUGAUCGGUUUUAAAAGACCUACUUGA
Messenger RNA from Exophiala aquamarina CBS 119918, 1422 nucleotides. Its product is annotated as protoheme IX farnesyltransferase. The record is from RefSeq and is a predicted model, not a curated record. Gene Ontology annotation, cellular component: mitochondrial membrane; mitochondrion. Bases 1 to 1422 code for a protein of 473 amino acids. NCBI's taxonomy places the organism in Eukaryota, Fungi, Ascomycota, Eurotiomycetes, Chaetothyriales, Herpotrichiellaceae. The transcript has a single exon. Gene Ontology annotation, molecular function: protoheme IX farnesyltransferase activity. Gene Ontology annotation, biological process: heme biosynthetic process.